AUGAAUCUAUCUGAUUCAGAAGGGAAGAACUUGUAUCAGUAUCUCAAUUUCAAUUCAAACAUGGGUUUGAUUCACACUCCAUGUUAUGAGAAAUAUUUACCAUCCGAAAAGAGGAAAAAACGGAGUCUUUGUCUAAAGAAAUGCGUUGAGAAAGGGCAGAUGUAUAGAACUUUUCAACGAGAUAGUGCUUAUUCAACUCUCUCAAAAUGGAAUCUAUUCCAAACAUAUAUGCCAUGGUUCCUUACUUCGACAGGGUACAGAUAUCUAAAGUUUUUCUUUUUAGAUACUUUUUCAGACCUAUUGCCGAUACUAAGUAGCAGUCAAAAAUUUGUAUCCAUUUUUCAUGAUAUUAUGCAUGGAUCAAAUAUAUCAUGGCGAAUUCUUCAGAAAAAAUUCUGUCUUCCACAAAGGAAUCUGAUAAGUGAGAUUUCGAGUAAGUGUUUGCAUAAUCUUCUUCUGUCCGAAGAAAUGAUUCAUCGAAAUAAUGAGUCACCAUUGAUAUCGACACAUCUGACAAAUGUUCGGGAGUUCCUCUAUGCAAUCCUUUUCCUUCUUCUUGUUGCUGCAUAUCUCGCUUGUACACGUCUUCUCUUUGUUUUCGGGGCCUCUAGUGAGUUACAGACAGAGUUCGAAAAGGUCAAAUCUUUGAUGAUAUGGGGCAAUUACUUAAAAGGCCUCAUUGGUAAGUGCUACAAGAUCUCGUGCAUUGGAACCCGGGGAGAACAGGCCAUUCGGCAGGGGGAUUCUGAAAUUGCGGAGGCUUGGUUCGACCAAGCCGCUGAGUAUUGGAAACAGGCUAUAGCACUUACUCCUGGUAAUUAUAUUGAAGCGCAUAAUUGGUUGAAGAUCACUAGACGUUUCGAAUAA
Molecule: messenger RNA, 867 nt
Organism: Lactuca saligna
Lineage: Eukaryota; Viridiplantae; Streptophyta; Magnoliopsida; Asterales; Asteraceae
Source: the annotation of a GenBank genome assembly